Messenger RNA from Stomoxys calcitrans (stable fly), 1637 nucleotides. Its product is annotated as tRNA (guanine(37)-N1)-methyltransferase. The record is from RefSeq and is a predicted model, not a curated record. Bases 86 to 1609 code for a protein of 507 amino acids. Lineage: Eukaryota; Metazoa; Arthropoda; Insecta; Diptera; Muscidae. The transcript has 2 exons. Gene Ontology annotation, cellular component: cytoplasm; mitochondrial matrix. Gene Ontology annotation, biological process: tRNA N1-guanine methylation; mitochondrial tRNA methylation.
AAAACUGAAGAUAUCUUAAAGCGUACAUUUGACCCCCUUUUCAAUUUGGAAGUUGAAUGUUGGCAUUAUCUGGGCACAUACAUUCAUGAUUGUAGCUAUAACACAUUUCUACAGAAUAGCAGCAAAUCCUUUGUAUCGCAACUAUUUAUCAAUACGCCACAGACACUACUGGAAGAACAUGGAAUGUGAUUUGUUGAAACCCCCAUGCGAAGUACGGGGAAUGAUUGAAUUGAAUAGAGAGAAAUUCACUAAAGCCAUACAAGUACCACGCUUGUGGGUGCGUGAGGAGAAGGCACAACGUGUUAUGCCGGUGGUGAAGAAAUAUCUGCUUAAAAUGGAAAAGCUAAAGCCUGUAAAACCGAGUGCUCAAAAUAAUGUUGAGGGUAGGGAAAUACUUUUGCAUCCAAUGCCCGUAAAACAAUGGGAGGAUUUGCCUUGUGAGGAUUUGGAAAAGCUUGAAGUAAAUAAGGACAAUUUUGCAUUUAGCGAGUUGAAGCUUUGCUAUGAAAAUUGGCGGGCUGAUGAGAUACUUAAGGCAGUGCUGCCCAAAGACGAAGAAAGCUUGACGUCCUAUUCACGCAUUGGUCAUAUUGUCCAUUUGAAUUUGAGGGAUCAUCUGUUGGAGUAUAAAGAUCUUAUUGGUCAGGUGUUGCUGGAUAAGGUGGCUAAUUGUAAAACUGUUGUAAACAAAGCAGCCACAAUUGAUAAUACCUAUCGCAAUUUCCAACUCGAUUUGUUGUGCGGAGAAGCUCAAUACCAGGUCGAGACUAAAGAGAAUGGAGUCUUUUUUGAGUUUGACUUCUCCAAAGUUUAUUGGAAUCCUCGUCUUUCUACUGAACAUGAGCGCAUAGUGAAAAUGCUGAAGCCUGGGGAUGUACUUUAUGAUGUUUUUGCUGGGGUGGGUCCCUUUGCGGUGCCAGCUGCCAGAAAGAAAUGUAGGGUUUUGGCCAAUGACUUAAAUCCGGAAAGUUUUAAAUGGCUGCAACACAACAUGAAACGGAAUAAAUGUCAUAGUAUGGCACACACCUACAACAAAGACGGUCGAGAAUUCAUUUUGGCCGAGCUAAAGCAGGACUUACUGAGACGCUGGCUUAACUGCGGUGAAAAGGAGUCUAACUAUAAGAUACACAUUACAAUGAAUUUGCCAGCCAUGGCGGUGGAAUUUUUGUCCGCGUUUCGAGGCUUAUUCGAAAAAGAAUCCAAAGAGGAGAUUUUAUGUUUUUCAAAAACUAAUUUGAAUUAUCCCCUUGUCCAUGUCUACUCUUUUGCCAAGGGUUCCAAUACCAAGGAGUUGGUUUUGCAUUUGGUGGAAGAAAAUCUGCAAAUGCCUUUAAAGGACAAUCUGGAAGGAGUGCAUUUUGUGCGCAAUGUUGCCCCCAACAAGGAUAUGUACCGAGUGUCCUUUUAUCUAACGAAGGCAAUUCUAACACAAACCCUAGCCCCCUUGAAAGUGGAAAAUCACCUAAAGCGCAAAGUUAUUGCGGAUGAGGAGGAACAGAAUGAAAUUACAGAUGCCACCAAAAUUAAGAAUGGGUCGUCGAUCAAAACAGAAAGCCAGCACGGCCGGAGCGGCUUCAAAGAAAACCAAGAACGUAUUCAAAGUGAAUGAUGUUAAACAAAAGAAAAAACCCAAAGAA